Molecule: messenger RNA, 765 nt
Organism: Penicillium egyptiacum
Lineage: Eukaryota; Fungi; Ascomycota; Eurotiomycetes; Eurotiales; Aspergillaceae
Source: the annotation of a GenBank genome assembly
AUGAUUUUGCAAGCUCUCCUAGCAUUUGCAACGCUGGGACUUGCUGUCGACUAUCCAGUGGUCUCUUUGUUCAUUCCAAACGCCGACCCUCAGUCGUUGUUGGGUGAAGUUUUGGCAGCGCAAUCGGCAACAACUACAUUCAGCAUCAAUUGCCCACCCGGCAGCACCAAUAGCACAGAAUGUGGUAUGGGCCCUGGGCUAUUUUUCACCUCAGCCCCAACUAGUGUCGAAUACUUGAUAAGUGCUGAAACUGACAAUGUGUGCGUUUACUCAACUCUCAACCAUUACUGCAAGCUGCGAUUGAUUGCUCAUCGAUUACACAGAUACAAUCACGUUGUCUGCGAUGUGACCGAUCUCCCAAUGGGGGCUUAUACUUGUACAGACACUGUUACCGGGAAAGGUGCUGCCACGCCCGGCACCAGCACCUCAACCAUCGCUUGGGACCAGAUAACGCUGUUGCCGGUUACAAUAACUUCCACUGCUGAUGCGGUCUUAGCAACAGCAGAUGCUGGGUCCACUGCUCAAAAUACUAGCAAAAUUGUGUCGGGUAGCGAAGCAUCACCCGCUGCUGGUGCUGGUGCUGGUGCUGCUACCACCAUGGAAGCGUCACCUACUGCUCCUCCUACCACGAUCACAGCAUCACCCACUGCUGCUGAUACCGCCAUGGCCACCACGCCCGCGGCGAGUGCAGCUGGAAGGUUAAGCCCUGCUAGUCUCGUACUAGCCUGUGCCGCAGUUCAAGCUCUAAUAGCAUUGUUACUUUGA